Molecule: messenger RNA, 1521 nt
Organism: Chrysochloris asiatica (Cape golden mole)
Lineage: Eukaryota; Metazoa; Chordata; Mammalia; Afrosoricida; Chrysochloridae
Gene: TRA2B
Product: transformer 2 beta homolog (Drosophila)
Exons: 9
Coding region: 258-1124 (288 amino acids)
Biological process (GO): positive regulation of mRNA splicing, via spliceosome
Cellular component (GO): spliceosomal complex
Molecular function (GO): RNA binding
Source: RefSeq, a predicted model, not a curated record
AGCUAGGAAAAGCAUUGCGAGGAGUGGGGCGGGACCAAGAAAGCGCGCGUUCUGGCGGGGGAGGUGCGGCCUUAAAGACUGUCGCGUCACGUCCGGUGGCGUUAGAACCUGUGCGGAGGCGGCGUGGAGCGUUUCGUGUUUCAGCGGCUCUGAAAGCAGUGCGUUCAGCGAGGCUGCCAGGGAGCCUUGGUAAAGAAGGCCCAAGAGGUUGACAGCUUCGAUUGAAGCGCAUCGAGCGGCGACUGCAGCCAGGAGUCAUGAGCGAUAGCGGCGAGCAGAACUACGGCGAGCGGGAAUCCCGUUCUGCUUCCAGAAGUGGAAGUGCUCAUGGAUCUGGGAAAUCUGCAAGGCAUACCCCUGCAAGGUCUCGCUCCAAGGAAGAUUCCAGGCGUUCCAGAUCAAAGUCCAGGUCCAGAUCUGAAUCUAGGUCUAGAUCCAGAAGAAGUUCUCGAAGACAUUACACAAGAUCACGUUCUCGGUCACGCUCCCAUAGACGAUCCCGUAGCAGGUCUUAUAGUCGGGAUUAUCGCAGACGGCAUAGCCACAGUCAUUCUCCGAUGUCUACUCGCAGGCGUCAUGUUGGGAAUCGGGCAAAUCCUGAUCCCAACUGUUGUCUUGGAGUGUUUGGAUUGAGCUUAUACACCACAGAGCGAGAUUUAAGAGAAGUGUUCUCCAAGUAUGGCCCCAUUGCUGAUGUGUCCAUUGUAUAUGAUCAGCAGUCUAGACGUUCAAGAGGAUUUGCCUUUGUAUAUUUUGAAAAUGUAGAUGAUGCUAAGGAAGCUAAAGAGCGUGCCAAUGGAAUGGAGCUUGAUGGUCGUAGGAUCAGAGUCGAUUUCUCCAUAACAAAAAGACCACAUACUCCAACACCUGGAAUUUAUAUGGGAAGACCUACCUAUGGCAGCUCACGCCGUCGUGAUUACUAUGACAGAGGAUAUGAUCGUGGCUAUGAUGAUCGGGAUUACUACAGCAGAUCAUACAGAGGAGGAGGUGGAGGAGGAGGAGGAUGGAGAGCUGCUCAAGAUAGAGAUCAGAUUUACAGAAGGCGGUCACCUUCUCCUUACUAUAGUCGUGGAGGAUACAGAUCCCGUUCCAGAUCUCGAUCCUACUCUCCUCGUCGCUAUUAAAGCAUGAAGUUUGAAGACUUUCUGAAACAUGCCCUAGAGUUGGGAUAUUGAUUAUGGACAAUAUUUUUUAUUGUCUCAUGUUUAAAAAAGUGAACAGUGCCUAGUGAAGUGAGGUGACUUUUACACCUUUGAUGAUGACUACUUUGGUGGCGUUAAAAUGCUGUUUUCAUUCUGCAUUUGUGUAGUUUGGUGCUUUGUUCAAAGUUAAGUGUUUUCAGAAAAGUAUGUUUUGCAUGUAUUUUUUUACAGUCUAAAUUUUGACUGCCGAGAAGUUUUUAUUGUACAAAACUUCAUUUAAAGGUUUUUCUACUGAAUCCAGGGUAUUCUGAAGAUCAAAGCCUGUGUGUAAAAUGCUACCAAAUGGCAAAAAAGUUAACAAUAAACAGUUUGAUUUUUA